GAUAUUUUCCUGAACAAUCUGAAGUCACAAACACCACCUUGAAAUCUCCGGGAAGUCAAUGUUGCAAACUCACUUAAUUUUAUUAUUAAGUCUUGCCCCAUGAAAUAUUUCUGAGAUGGAGCCAACAGCCAAGGGACGGACUGAGGAGAGUUUCAGCUACGUCAUCAGAGCCCCCAGCAGUGAGGGGUUCGACAUAAUGAACGUUGAUGUGAAGAUUGACACAUCCUGGAUAUUCCAGGACAUGGAAGAUAGUGCUGAGGAGCGGGAAUGUCUUCAGGAAGAAGCAGCUGGCCGCCCAGACAUGGAUAUGGGUGCGCUCAGGAGGCAGCUGGAGUCCUCCGAGCAGAAGCUGUCAGCAGCAGAGGACAAGUACGUGACAUCGGAGUCCGGGCUGAGAAGCAGAAUUCAGGAGCUGGAGCUGUCAGAAAGGAAACUCCUCCGGAAGGUGGACCAGCUGAGCACCCACGUGGCCCAGGAGAGAAGCGCCUGGCUCCAGGCCCAGGAGAAGCUGGCGGCGCUGCAGGGGGAGCUGGCCAGCCAGAUCCGGGAGGAGAGCGUGGCCAGGCGGCAGCAGUGGCGGCUGCGGCGGUUGCAGGAGCGGUUGCGGCGCAAGGACGAGGCACUGGGGCAGCAGGCGGCGGCCCUGGAGCGCUGCCGGCGGACCCAGCGGCGCCAGCUGGGCCUGGUGCGGGAGCAGGAGCGCGUCCUGCGGGAGCAGGUGCAGCGGCUGGAGCGCAACGUGCGGCGCCUCUGCCGCGCCGCGGGCCUCCUGCUGGCCCAGUGGGACACCGCGGCCCCAGGCUCCCAGGGCGCCACCGAGGCGGCUGCGGAACUGCGCGCCCUGCAGGCGAGGGCAGAGCGCAGCGAGCGCGAGCGGGAAGAGGCGGCGCGCAGCCUGCAGGAGCACCGGGCCACCGAGCGCCAGCUCCGCGGGCAGCUGGAGGAGCUGCGCUGCUGCAUCUAUGGGCUGAAGCUGUCAGAGAUUGGCCUGCAGGGCCAGGUGGAGGACCUCGCCCAGCAAAACCAGUGCCUGCGAGAGGAGCUGGGAGCCCAGGCCCCUAUUGGUCACUGCAGCCUGGAUGCUCUGGGCUGUGUUCAGGGUGACUCACUGCCCCUGCCCAGGGAGGAGGCCCUGGACCCCUGCAGAAGCCAAGACUGGCGGAACUCCCUGCGGUCCAAUGAUGCACCCAGACAAAGGGCCCCAGCAGGCCAGUCCCCAGAGGGGCCCUGCACCUGGAGCCGCAUCAGGCCUGGACGGGCCUCUUCUGUUUUGGCUCCAGGCCCGGAGACCACAAGCGAGCUCCCCAGAGACCUGGCCGGAUCCAACCGUGAACAGCUUACUCUGGCAGAGCCCAGCUUGGAUGAACAGAUUCUUCUCCUGGUCUGUGGCUGCCCACCAGAGGAGUGCUUGGACGAGUCACUCCUCCGCAUGGACCUGGCCUGGAUUUCAGAGAAUCUAGCAGCUGACCCAGCUGCAGAAGCCUUUCUCCUGGUGCAGACAUCCGCACUCCCUCUCUGGGGGCCGGCUGGGGACUCCGCUUCUUGGCGACCACUGCUGCUCCAGGAGGUUCCCUCAGAUGGACAAAAAAUCCAAGAAGAGUUGGCCACCAGGUCCCCGCCUCCUCCCAAAGCCACAGGACACCCAGGCUGGGAUUGUCACCAGACAAGAGGCCGCGGUGCCUCCCUCUUCCACGAGGCCCCCUACAUUUCAAAUCACCCAUUUCUGAAAAAACACCCCAAGGAUCUGAAAGACACUUGGAACAAUGGAGGAGGAAGCCUUGCGGGGAGAACUGAAGAGGGGAAGGCAAGGGGGACUUUGGGCAGGAAGGGGAAAAACCUUGGUGACAAGUACCAGCUAAGUCAGGAAAGCCAUCAGAACCUGAGCUUGGAGAAUGGGGCUGGAGCUGCAGAGGACGUGCAGGAUCAGAAUGGGGCUUCAGAGACUAAGGCCGCCACCUGCCGCCCUGGGUCCUGGCAGGAGUUUUUGAUGCCUCUUCUACAGGGGGAGGCCUCAGUAUCAAAGGAGGGUCCCGAAUCCCUGAGCAGGAGGGAAAGGGUGGAAGGAUACGUCUGGGGUCUCCGAGGAGGACUGUCAUCAGAGAAUGAGGAAGUGGCACCCCCAGCCACCUUCUCCAGGGCUCAUGAGACCAAAGAGCCAUGGCCAACAGACAGUCAGCUCCUCGCAGGGAAAGUCAGAGCCACUGGGAGGACAGCUAGGGGCAAGGAGGAAAACCAAGUGUGGCUUGGAAAUGCUCUGCUUCUGCAAGGAGGAAGCCUGGAGGACAAAGGGCUAGAGGAAGAGGAUGAGAUGCCGCAUCAAGAAGCAUCCGGUCUGGGGUGCAGGGGUGCCCCCGAGGAGCCUGACUCCCAGGAACAUGAGAGCAAGGAAAUGCUUUUCUUUGCAGGAGAGACAGGUUUGCCACUGUUUCCCAGAUUUGCCUUAUCAGUUGAAGGGGCCGAACCCACUGAUCAUGGUCAUCCACAGGCUGUGAGCAAAGGACACAACAGGUGUGCACUCACAAUCGAUGAGCUUGCACAGGACGUGGAGGCUUGUUUCCAGCAGCUGUCCACCCUGCAGCCGGGCAGCAGGGGCUGGCAGUGCUCAGCCUCUGCAUGUAGGGGAGAGAACUGGAGCUUUGCUCAGAAGUGGCACAGUGGCUGGGAGAGAGCUCACUCUCAGCAGGUUUGGGGAAAUUGGGGUAUUUGUUCUAAUGAAGAAGCGAAGUCUAAAGAGAGUGGUGAAGGUGAUAAGCCGGGAAAGACCACGGCCCUGGGCACCAGCGAAGUUCCUGGUAACCCAGGGACACUGCCUCAUUGGGAUGAAGCCAGCCCAAACCCUCCACAGGGGCCUGCUGAGCCCUGGGGUGCCCUCGAGAGAGUGAGGAGCAGGUUUCAUCAGCUCAUUUCUGGAUUGAAGAAACAGAGAAGCCAGAUUUUACAUGACAACACCAAACUUCACGGAGACCAAGAGAGGUUCCAUGAAAGAGUGUGCGCCCUUGAAAGAGAGAGAGAGAGAGAGGUGACAAAAAUAUCCAGGCUCGAGCGGGAUAACCACAGGCUGGUAGGGGACAUCUCUCAGUUAAAGAAAGAACUGGAUCAAUAUUUACAGGCAAUCUCUGACCUUGAAGACUGCAAUGGGAAGAGUUACUGCAAAAUUUUGGAGCUUGAAGAGGAAAAUGAAACACUGAAAGGGAAUCUGGGCCAACUCCAGAAAGCCACGUCUGAGAGUGUCAGGAAAUCCAAAGACACGAUGGAGCAAGUCACCCUGGAAAACUGGAAGCUCCAGACACUGAUCUCGGAGCUUGGCGUCAGUUAUAAAGAGCUGAUAAAGGAUAUCGUGCUAGGAAUAGAAGACAUGAUCCGGGCCUUAAGUGGGGAGAACGAGCACCUUCUACGCAGGGUCCAUGUCCUGGAGAGGGAAGUCACCUUGCAGAGGAGCACGGAUCAGGGGCGUUUGGUGAGGGGAAGGGAGCACCUCCAGGGAAAAGCCAAGAUGCACGCUCUAGACAAAGAGGUGCAGGUGACUCCACUCACAGGACAGCUGCUUUCAAGAGCCUGUGGGCCACCCUUGGAGGAGGAAAUGAGUCUGGCUGCAGGGCAGACAGGACCUUCCACAGGCACCGGGAAUUCCAGACGCGGUGCUGAUUCUCCCCCUCCAUCGCUGGUCUGGAGAAACACUGGUGUAGCCAAUGCCCUGCAAGGAAAUGUCAGUGGAGCAGAAGUGAAAGAAGCACAUUUGGAGAAAGAGGAGAAGAGGCCCAGGUGUUCUGUGGCUCAGGGGCAAGCUCUGAGCUCCCUGAGCAAUGGCCCCAUGCUCCGGGACUCAGAGGCCGAGGUUACUGAGGAGGAUCCCAGGCUGCGGGCCCAGCAGCUCCAUCACCGGGUGCUGACCCUGCAGUGCCAGCUCAGGGACCAGGGCGCUGCCCACCAGGCGUCUCUGGACGAGGCCACCCGCCUCCAGGAGGAGCUCCAGGCCAAGCUUGAAGAACUUCAGAAAAAGCAACAUGAAGCAAAGUUGGCAGUGACUCCCCUGAAGGCCAAGAUAGCUUCCCUCGUCCGGAAGUGCCGGGAGAGGAACCGCCUGAUCACCCACCUGCUGCAGGAGCUGCACAGACAUGGGCUGGGGAACCUCCUGCUCUCCGAGCUGGCGCAGAACAUGCUCAACGACGUGGCACUGGCUGAGUACACGGCCACCUUCCUGGCUCCGGGAGUCCCAGAGACAAGCCACCACCUGGACGUCAAGUCUGAGAUGACGGCAGCUUUAAGAGCUCAGACAUACCUCUUGAAUCCUGAAAUGGACAGUGUCCUCCAAAGCUCAUUGUCUUCAGAGUCCUGGCCUAUUCCCGAGCCGGAGUGGCCAGCACAGACAGCCCAACUGGAUUCUCUGAAGCUCCCUCUGUCCUUGGUGUCCACGCUUGAUCCUGGAACGUGCCUGGCAGCGGUCACUGUGGAACCAGGUCUCCCCGCACAACGUCUGCAAGAAAAAGGCGGAAUGCCCUGUCCUGCCCUCCAAGUCGAUAACGUCCCAGCACCCUCUGAGCUCCUGAGCCCAGCAAGGAUCCUGGCUUUUCACCAAGAGCUUAGACAAAGCAUUUGCAGCAAUUCCCAGGUCCAUAAAUCACCGCUGGAGUUAGAAAUGUAAUAGGGCCACUCAUUCUCCGGAGCCAUUUCAUAGACUCCAUAAAUAUUUGAAGCAGAACCUUCAGAGAGUGCUUUAAGAAAUUGGUAGCAAUCAGAGCCCUCAUUUAGUGGCAAGUGGUUUUGCCUUCGGCUUUGGGAUUUUGUGUUCAUUGUCAGAGCUUGAGAGAAACGCUGGCCUGUGCCUGGCAAAUUCUGAGGAGUUUGGCUUUGGCAAUGUCAAGGCAGCAUAGGAAAUAUUUACUGUACCAAAACCUAUUGAAUGAUUGGUCCAGAGGUUCUCAACUGGGCACAGUUUUAGCCCCCCAGGGAAAAUCUGGCCAUGUCUGGAGACAUUUUUGGUUGUCACAGCUGGGACACUGCUACUGGCAUCUGGUGGGUAGAGGCCAGGGAUGCUAUGAAAUGUCCUACAAUACCCAGGCCAGCCUCCUACAGCAAAGAAUUACAGCCCGAGGGUCGCCAGUGCUGAGGUCGAGAGUCCAGGACGGAUCUCAUAGCUCCCAACAAGAUCAGCCAUGGAGAAUUGUUUUGUUUUGUUUUUUCUCUGCCCCCGGGGUCCUUCCCAUGUUUUAAAAGAUUUUUUGUCUACUAAGUGAAACGCCUAAGUCACCAUAUAUUUUACAUUUAAAAACAUUAAAACUAACCAGAACUUUCUAAUCAGUCCAUCCACUCCAAAAACGUCUGUUGAUAUCCACUGGAUGCCAGGCAAUGUGGCAUGAAGGAGAAGAGACAAGUCAAUGUUGAUCCUGGCGCCGGGGACCUCACAGGACAAUGGGAGAGAUACUCCUGUGAGUAAAUCAGCACGCACGCAAGUGUCACAUGUGCCCUGAGCAACGGGAUGAAGGUAAGGGUCCGUUCUACUUGGCUUGGGACAACUGGAAGUCAGCCACAAAGGAAUGGCUGGGCAGUGUCCGGUGGGUGAGGUGGGAAGGGUGCUGCUGUACGAGGGAACGCAUGUGCAAAGGCCCUGAGGCAUAAAACUGAACUGUGGAUGUGCCCCUGGAGGGGAAGUGGGCAAAGCAUGCUCUUGUCAAGCCAGCUGCAAGCAGUCACUGCAUCGUUCCCAUCCAGCACCCCUUCCUUCCACCGAGAACAGAGACUCGUGCCCCGAAUCAGGUGGGCGACCCAGGAGAAGAGCACUUCUAUCCUGAGGGCAGCCCCCCAAAAAGAGAGUCUAGGGGGCUUGGACGACACACACCAGACCCUGACCCAGGCUCACCCACCAGAGAUGUCACCUCUCUCUUUGGGAAGGGGCUGAGGAGGGGCUUAAGGGAAAGGCCAAAGCCGCUACCUGUCCAAUUCUGUCCUCUCCUGGAAGUGACUGUCCCUUCAUGGAAGGACAAACAAGGACAAGGACAAGGAACUGACGGCUCCCCAGGAAGUGUCAAAGUGUAUAGAUUUAUUUUAACGUAGUUUAGCUUUUUGUUUGAAAUGAAAAUUACACAGAGUUCCCGUAGACUCUUCCCCGGGCUUCCCUUGAUGUUAACAUCUCAUGUGACUUAUGUUGUACAAUUAUAGAAACUAGUGGGUUUUAUUUCGAGGAAAAUUGGGGAGCCAUUGAGACGUAAGAAAGGCAGCCUCAGCACAUUGAGUUCCACCCUUUAAAUUCGUUUAUGGGGUUUUCUGAUGGGUUAGCACAUUCAUCCAUGUAUUCCUGGAUUGAUUUACCCACAGAUCUGUCUAUUUAUUUAUUUAUUCAAUAUGCAUUUAGUGACUGCUGUGCGAGUGUCUGGCUGGAUGCUGCUGGGGAAGAAGUGAAGAUGAUGCUGUCCACCUAGGUUUUCAGGGACCCCCCUGGAGACCCUGUGGCCCCGUUACCACCCCUCAAGAAUCCCCAGAUUGGAAACCACUGCGGUGAUCCCUUUGUUGGUUCAACCACCCCAGGGCUUCCCUAUAAUUUCCAAGCAGGAAGUGACCUGCAGCACUGGUUUGGUGAUCCGCCUUCUGCCUCCCUCUGUAUUUUGGGACAAUGUCAUUAGCUUUGAGCAUCAGGAACAUGACAGAGAGAGGACAGAAACCCGGUGCAGCCGAGGACAGCCAGCUGAGCCCUUGCUGAGCCAGCGAGAUGCAGCGUGGUGCCACCACAUCUGGUCUCCAGGAGUCCCAGGAGCUCAGACGUCCGUCGUCUUGUGACUUCAUGCUCCCCUCUGCCGCGCUCACGUGCUGGGCCUGGGCAGAAAGGCAACCCAGGAAAUCCAUUAAAGCAAGCCAAGACGACCUUUGCAGCGUAACCCAACGAUUCCCUAAUAAAUCAUGUUUCCAAGGCAGAGCCACUUAUUCUCCCGGGCCAUGAAUUGCCGUCUGGGUCUAGCACUUUGGGUCGGCUCAAGCUUUGUGCCGUGGCUCCCUGGGGCACAGUACAGGAUGGCGGACUCCCCUCGCCUGGUCUGUAGACCCCAGCAUUUGGAAGGGCACAUGGUGGCUCCUUGCCACCCAUCAGAUGCUCCAGGGGCAGGACCUGCUCUGGCAACCCAGUAGGUUCAGGCAGGAACUUGGCACACAGGAGCUGGUCUCAGGCUGCCCCACAGGCAGGGAAUGACUACGAGUGACCCUGAGGCCUCUGGAGACCAGCCAGACGGUCCAGCCUGGCUCUGCAGCAGAAAACAAUUUGUCACACGGACUGUCAGCAAACAACAAUGGCGGACUUCCCUGGAGGCGGAGCCCUAAACCCUGCGAGGAAGGAAGACAGCACAGGGGCAAACAUAGCAAGCUGGAAAAUAUUUACAUCCUUCUCAACUGACCGACAGAGCAGAGGUGGCCUAUGAUUUACAAUCCUUUCCAGUGAGCCAAAUUAUAAGCCAAGCAACCAUCUUCCUGUCUCAAGUCACUAAUAGGGAAUACUUCUACUCUGUAUGAUACCAACCUGGGGACCCAAGAGAUGGCUGUUGACUGUAAGAAGCCCAUAUUUAAUGCCAUGUGAGUGACAGGAAGCCGGGUCUGGAGUCCCAAGGACCUGUCGGCUCUGCUGCUCCUACGCUGGGUCGCCGUGCACAAAUAACUUACCUUCUUCCAACAUCCUCUUCUUCGUCUGUUUGAGGGUCAUAUGCCUACUUGACAGUUUUGCUCUGACAACCAAAUGAGCUAAUGGCUGGAAAAGCACCUGAACACUGUAAGAUUCUUUCCAAGUGUCAGGAUCCUUGUUGUGUUUGUAAAAUGCAGUUCCUUCGACUUAGGUAUUUCACUGACGGUUGUCUCGGAGUGCACUCUGCCAUAAGGACUCAUUGAUUUACCAUUCUGCGUAGCUUCCAUCCAAGAUGGGUGAUGAGGGGAUGAUAGGAUGAUGGUUUUAAAAAAUCACUGUAGUAGUUAUCUUGAUAUUAUAGAGCUGCUGAAGAAGCUUGGGCUAGGAUGGAGUUCCCAACCUGCACAAAAAGUUGUAUGCAUGUGAACUCUUUCCUAGGGAGAAGGAGCAUGGAUUUCAUCAGAUUUGCAAAUAAGAUUGGUAGACAAGCACCCUAGUAGCCAAGCACCCCUAGUCUCGGCAGAAAGGACUCUGUCCGGAAAUCCAGAGACGGACUCUGCCUCCAACUUGCUGGCGACUUUAAGGCUGUCCCUUGGCCUCUAUCCGCCCCAGCUCCUUAUCUGUAAAAUGGGUGUGGCACAGUCUUCCAGUGGCUGAGUUCCUACUGAGGGGCAGGCUCUGGCCAGACAGGAAGCUUCCACACCCAGCCUUCUUGCUUCCAGAGUAAGCGAAGAGCUCUUCUUCUCUCAACUUGUGUCCAUGAGUUGCGCCCAACUGACCACAGCACCCCAAAGUGCCCAGGCAUGCAGCCUCAUUUCAGCUCCUUUUGCUCUGCAGUUAAAGAGCAUCACGGCCCAGUUGCUGUGCUUGGACCCAGGGAGUCUGCUUCCUCUGACACCAUUUCCCUGUAAACUGCAGGGCUGUGAGGCCCGCUUACACUGGCGGCCAGGGGCCUGACAGGGACCUGUGAAAUCUCAGCAUCGCCCAGGAAGAUGCAGUGAAAAUCCAGCUGUUGAGCGGGGAAACGUCAGUGAGCCACAUGUUUUCUUGCCCUGGCUGCUGUGAGACAGUGGGUGGUGACUGGAAGUCAGAUCUGGUGGUUGGAGUUGGCCAUGGGUGUCUCAGAUCUCCGCAGAACCUGGGGCAGUGGUCGGUGCUGGGUGAGCAACAGGCAGGCCCCAUAUCACAUUACAGACCUUAGAGAGUUUCCAGUCCACAGCGGGUACUGGCAGCCCUUGGGCCAGAUUUGGCCCACAAAUGUAUCAUGUUUGGCUUACAUUUACUUUUUUUAUAAUUGUGAAUGAGCUCUGUGCCACUGAGCUGGAUACUUAAAAAUGGUUAAGAAGGUAUGUUUCUCUAAAACUCUAAAACGUAUCUUCUUAAUCAUUUUUAAGUAUCCAUUUCAGUGGCACAGAGUGCAUUCACAUUGUGGUGCAACCAUCACCAUCAUCCAUCUCCAGAACCUUUUCAUCUUGCAAAAUUAGAAACACCAUAUUCAUGAAAGAUUCACUCCUCAUUUCCCUGUCCCACAGCUGCUGGCACCCACCCUUCUACUUCCUAUCUCUAUGAAUUUGACCACUCUAGGACCUCAUGUGAGUGGAAUCAUACAGUCUUUGUCCUUUCAUGACUAGUUUAUAUCACUUAGCACAAUGUUUUCGAGGUUCAUGUGGCAGCAUGUGUCAGAGUUUCCUUCCUUUUUAAGGCUGAAUAAUAUUCCAAUGUGUGGAUGUACCACAUUUUGUUUAUCAUUCACGCAUUGAGGGACCUUAGGGUGGCUUCCACCUUUUUGGCUACUGUGAGUAUUGCUCCUAUGAACACAGGUGUACAAAUGCCUAUGUUGCAUUUUUUAAUAUUGGAGUUAGCAAGUGACAUUUAAAAACCAAGAGAUUUCAUAUACAAAUCUGGAUUUCUGGCUUCUCUUGGAAAAUCAGUGUAUCUGACAGCAUCGGGCUUCCAUCUUCCUGGCCACAGUCAGAGGUGAAUGAAGCCAGCUCGCUCCCUCCCCCACUGAGAGGCACCCCACUCAGUGGACUGCAGGGCCCCCACUCCUUUCUCCUCCACUCACUGAAAAAGCUGCCUGGUUUCCACAGGCUAUGGCUUGGUGACACCUCGUCUGCUCAGCACCCAUCAUGUUAUGGGUGAAAAUGCAGAGGCCCAGGGAGGAAGGGUGGCUGGGGCCCGAGGUCUCACAGGCCAGGAAGUGAUACAACUGCUGAAAUGCAGGAAGGGCCUGCAACUGGGCAUUGCAAAGCCUUGAUUCUACUUCCAGCUCUGCUACCUGCUUGUCCCAGGUCCCUGGGACAAAGCCCUUAAACUUUCUGAACCUAAAUUUCCUCUUUGGAGGAAAAUGGGAGAAAUGGAACCUUCUAUUGCAGCCUCGUGAAGUAUUGUGAAGACAGAGGAGAUGUUGUGCAUUGACCAUUGAAUGCAAUUGGGAUGGGAAGGGGUGUUACUAAAAGCACAGGCCAUGUCAGGCAACCUAGCGUCUGGGGAUCUGUUUUCUCAUUUGCAAGACAGGAAAAGGGGCCACACCUUUCCCCACUGGGCUAUUACAAGGAUUAACUGAGGCAGGGAAAGAAAAGAAAAGCAUCCGGCAGAGGGCUUGGCACCCAGCAGAUGCUUCACAAAUGCUACUUCUUAACAAGUAAGGUCACGUCCAAGGGUUCCAAAUCCUCUUCCUGCAGUACACAACCCAGGAAGAGAUGUAACAUCAUGGGAACAACCAGCUUCAGAGUCUAUUGGCCUGAUUUCAAAACCUAAGCUUGACGCAUUAGCCACUGAGGGCACUGGGCAGGUGAGCCCAUCUCUCUGAUCUGCAAACUCUUCCAUUGUUUAGUGGGGAAAAUAUCACUGUCCUUGACAGCACAGGGGGAAAUGAGAAAUGGAAGGUGCUCUGCACAUAGUAGACAUUCAAUAGAGUCUAAUUCCUUUCCUUGCCUUCCCCAGCAGAGAUCUGUUUUCUAGGUUAAAAAGACGGCAUGUUUUCCAAAUAUCUUCAAAAAAGGGAACAAGGAAAAGUGUGGUUUCCAGCUUCCCACUGAGGUUUGUCAGUCACCAGGUUUCAUUCACUCAUUCAAGGAACAAGCACUGAUUGAGCACCACUAAGCGCCAGGCACCACAGUAGGCCCUGGGGUUCUGGGAGAGAACAGAGUAGGCCAAAUUGCUGCCCUGGUGGGUGGGCUUCCGCGUAAGUCUGCUCAGUCGCUCCAUGAGUACUCAUUAAGGGCCUCUUCUGAGCUGCCUUUCCAAGGGCCUUGGCUUUACCUGGAAGGCUCAUCUGUUGCUGUCUGUGUGAUUCCUGCAUAUCUGGACCUCACCCACUUCUCUGGCAGUACCAGAGAAUAUACCUGUCUUGGGCCCCAGACCUUUAGACAGCAUGGUGAUCCUGCCAGCCUGUGCUGCUUCGGUUAUCCCCUCAGUCAUUUCCAGGGUCCCUGGGCAAGGCCAAUGGAGCACUCCUGGGGUGAACAGUCCAUCCCACUGCACACAGGACACCCUGUGGGCCAGGUGUGGGCCCCGGAGAGCCUUGCCUCUUAGUUUACCUUUAGGCUUUGAAUGAAAUGGGAAUACGGAUGGAAAGCCCUUUGUAAACUCUUAAGAUCUACAUGUAUAUACAGGAUUGGUGUUAUUUGACUUUCUUCUAGAGAGAUGACAGAGACCACCCGAUGUAGGAGAAACAGGUUAGGGUUUAAGACCAGAAUAGCUAGGCUGCAAUCUGGGUUCUGCAAGUUAUUGGCUCCGAGACUAGGGAAAGUGGCCUCCCCUCCCCAGUUUACUUGCUGGGCAAAUGGAGAUAAUAAGAUACACACCUCGGCACCUACUGUGCGCAAUAAUGGAAAAACUGGAUGGGAAGGCAUUUUGCAGAAUUACAUGUUGUGCAUAUACUUUACUCAUGUCAUUAAUAUAAUGCACAUUUAUUAUACACCUACUGUGUGCCAUUAUGAACAAGGUGAUCUGUCAUAUGACAAUUUGGAAGAAAGUCCACAGGCUAAGGCAGAGAAGAAAUACUUGUCAGAUGGUUGUACUGCACAUUCAUAGAUUAUGAUUAGCAACAGCCAGCUAGUUGGCAUAGCAACGUUUCCCCAUGAACUGCUAGGCACUGUUCUUAAAAUAGGUAUGUCGGAGGUGUGGCGGCAGUGGGGACACGCUGAGGUAGUGUGGUUUGAUCGCUCUGCAGACCAAUGGGCUGCAACAAAUGCAAGACAUACAAAUGGUGACACACAUGGUGACAUACAGAGGGUGACACACAUGGGCUGUGUGCUCAGAGUGGCCCUGCCAUUGCCCUUCCCAGGCAAGCCAGCAGGUCAGUGAUUAAGGUGACAGAUCCGGAAACAUCCAUUGUUGGAGCUGGAGACAGCCUCAGACUUCAUCUAGUGUAAGCAUCCUUCUCCUCCCCAUUUUACAGGCGAGGAAACUGAUUCCCAGAUGAGGUUAACUGACAUCUGCGGUCCAGUGACAAAGCCACUUGACUGCAAAUGGGACUGAACGUGGUUCGGAUGUCAUUAUGCAGUAUUCUCCAACCGUGCCAUGGGGCAGGCUCUGCUGAUUCAGAAUUUUAGGUCUUGGUCUGAUGCAAUUAGUUUUCUACUGGGUUGCAAUCUAUAUGGCAUCAUCUAGUGAUAGAUGUUAGUUUAAGGAAUUCUUUCAUUUUGUGUGGAAUUCAUGCCUGCAUUUCGCCCUGGGGAAGCCCUGAAUCCCAGGAUAUCUUGGAAACUCACCUACUUUUUGGCUAGACUUACAUGAUUGAUCUUUAAAUCCACCCUUCCGUAGCCUUCCUUACCUAGUUUCUCGGUGUGAAAUCAAGCACCAAAGCUGGUCAAAGGUUUUUGAAUUGCUUUGGAAUGAGAUUAUUAUAUGAGUUUAGUUACCCAUCAUUGGAGAGAACAGGGAACGCAAGUCCUUUUACAGCUGGGGUCCUUUCUAUUUGUUUUACUCAGCAAUUUAUUGAGUAAACUUUUAUAAACUUGAGAGGGGCUUUUCAUCUUCAGGCUGGUGAGCUUCUUUUAAGAGAUUCACAGUUCCCCUUUGGUUCCAGGGUGAAAUUCUAGGUCUGAAACGUGAAACCUUCUGAGAACUCAGCCAACUUCUGAGAAUAGGGUGCGAGACAUUUCUGACAUAUUUUAGACACAACCUGUUUUUCUCUGUUGAGACAGUGUCAUGUGGUCGGAAGGGCUCUGGGCUGGGAGUCCAGGCAGGGUAAGAGGGGCUGCAGCCCUGCCACUUACCCCCUCCAGGUCAUUUGAAGGAUGUAAAGACCGCAUUCUGUACUGAUGAUUCUUCACCCUGGUUGCAUGUUGGACUCACCUGCAGAGCUUUUUAAAACACUGAUGCCCAAGCCUCUCUCCAGGCCACUGAAAUCAAGUUGUAUUGGGUGGGGCCCUGGGCAGAGAUCUAUUUGAAAAGCUCCCCAGUGAUUCUAAUGGGCAGCUGGGGGAGAACCAUGGGAAUACAGUCACAUAGUCUCUUUCCACUCCCCCAUUCCCUGUGCUAUUUAAGUUCUAAAAUGCUAUUGUGGGUUUCUUCUGUGCUAGACUCAUAUUUAUUUAUGCUCCUAGCUAGGAAAGAAAUGUGUCCUCAGAGUCUACAGGAGGAAACUUCUCAUCUCUGGAGAAUUUUUGACCAUGAGUUGGCUUUGUAACUCUACCCUCAGAGGGCCUUUUAAACAGCUGGUGGUUCUUAAAGAAAUGAAAUGCAUGAUGUGUUACUGCUUUGAGCUCCGCUGUGGCAGAGCCUGGAGCUGAGCUCUUGGUGACUGGUCACUGCACAAUUCCAUGAAAGUUCAGAUAAUAUAAUUGGGUGGUAAAUGACACACUAAAUGAAUCUCUUGGGUGCAGUUGUUUGCAUCCUAAACUCCAGAAUAUGCAGAAAGAGAUAUUCUGUGAUAGAUAUAUCUGCCAGUUGGGUAAGCAAACAAAAGUAGAUUUGUCUUCGGCAUGUGCACCAAUGGCAAACUGCAUUCCUACCUAGCUUUGAAAUAAAUUAUUGGAAGUUCUCUGGUGCCUUAAGGUGGUGUAGAAGGAAAAGAUCCCUGGGGUUUGUUAAUGUAUUUAGUCCUCUUCUCUGUGUUAUGGGAAUUUCUAAAAACAGAUAAUUUGUACGUUGGACCUAAAACUGCUUUCAAGAACUCAGUAGACUUGGGAUUGAAGGAUUGGGUUUUCUCUUUCCCAUGUGAACUUCCCUAAAUCCUACUCUGGCUUCAGAAAGCACAGCUCCUAUACAAGUCUGACUUCUGCAUUUUUAGUGUAAAUGUAAUGUAUUGAGUAAUGGAAAGACUAAUGGAAGAAUUGAUAGCUCAAAAAUGAGUUUUUUCCAACACCAUUUUUUUUUGUCUCUGAAAACACCAGCAGGCUGUGUCCAAGCAUGGGCUGAUGAUCCCUUUAUGUGAUGAUAGAACAAGGGAGGAGAGAGACAAAUUAAUGGGAUUGUUAAAAAUGGCUGAAAACUUGAUACUAACUUUGAGUCAGUAUUUUCUUUUUAAAGUCGUGUAAUACAAUAUUUGUAGAUAGGACAUUGAAAGUGAUGGGGGAAAUAAAUGUCUAUGCAGUGACGUUAUAGCCAUUAAUUCUUUAGUGGAAAAGGACAAGGUCUGUACCUAACAGCAGUAGGAGAGUGAGUUUUGGGGCCAGACACGCGACGGCUCUGCUGCCGACUAACUGUGCAAGCUUGGACAGGGUACCUACCUCUCUUAACCUCAAAGUCCUCCAUGGAAACAGUGGGUAAGGUGUGAAGAUUAAAGAAAUAGCACGCUUCUUAAAGCACUCAGCAUGUCAGUGGAUGUUGGGAGCCUUCCCUCACCCCUUUGAAAAUGGGCUCUGCACAAACACAUUUUGGUGGGAGGCUGGGGUCUAUCCUACCAACCUGAGUUGGGGGAAUAAGAUGAUCUCUUCCACAGUUCGGGUUUGCACAACCAGCUUUUGCAGGUGAGGCAGGGAAGAGGCAUGAGUGUCAUUGGCAGAGUGAUAAGCGAGGCUGGCAAGUUCACUUUGGUAGAACCUCUGUGGACUCCUUAGUUCUUCCAGGUUGAAUCCUGGGCAGAAAUCACAUGAAAGCUGUGAAGCACAGACAUCAGUUUAGAAAUUGUGUACUUUCCCGCUGAAUCCCAAAUGCACAAUAACUGUACACCUUGCGGUUGCAUGAAUCUACAAGGUCUCCUAUGCGCCCUCAUUCAUAAACUCAAGGCUGAGAAUGUUGGCAGGCCAAGUCCUGCCCCUCCCCGGAGUGAGCUGCCUUGGUUCACACGGGAGUGGUCCAGCGACAGGACCCGACACCUCCCCUCCGGAAGCUCUUCAGCAGGACCUGCCUCGGGUCCUGGGGCAGCUAUCCUCCGGGGCCUGCCUGCAGUGAAACCAUCAGUCCGUGGAGAUGUUCACUGGAUUCCUGACCAGUUGUGGGUCGGGCUCAACCCUCCCUCUGGGUUUUCAGGAUUUGUAAUGAUCGCUCCAUUUGUGUAAAAUAGGCCGGCAUUUUCUCUUGUUACUGAGAUGUAUUUUUCUAUGUGAGUUAAAUGUAUAAUUUGUGUAAUUUUGUACAUUAAAAUGUAUGCUUUUUCACAAUUAAAGGGUUUUUUUCCCUUCUGAA
Messenger RNA from Homo sapiens (human), 15178 nucleotides. RefSeq names its product chromosome 4 open reading frame 50 (gene C4orf50). Lineage: Eukaryota; Metazoa; Chordata; Mammalia; Primates; Hominidae. Bases 116 to 4642 code for a protein of 1508 amino acids. The record is from RefSeq and is a predicted model, not a curated record. The transcript is spliced from 13 exons.